Molecule: messenger RNA, 6624 nt
Organism: Pezoporus flaviventris
Lineage: Eukaryota; Metazoa; Chordata; Aves; Psittaciformes; Psittacidae
Gene: TP53INP1
Product: tumor protein p53 inducible nuclear protein 1
Exons: 3
Coding region: 2728-3438 (236 amino acids)
Biological process (GO): autophagosome assembly; positive regulation of DNA-templated transcription
Cellular component (GO): nucleus; autophagosome
Source: RefSeq, a predicted model, not a curated record
UUUUUUUUUUUUUAGUGCAACGUAGUAUUAACGUGCAUUGGAUGUGUUACCUCUAACAUCCUUUUCAUCCCGACUGUGGCUGAGUCAGCUGUUCCUGGUCCCAUAUUUUCUUGCAGCUGAUCGUUCCUCUCUAACAGCCAGUGUACCUCUCUGUGGGCCUCUGCCUCAUUUGCCUCCCCUUGAUAACAGCGUUCCUGCUUGCUCCUCGUCUGGCUUGUGCAAUAGCAUGCAAGUGUGGCAUUGCUAAGGGCACUUGUCCAAAAGGAUGUGGGAACAUCAACCAGUUUCUAAAUGAUUCAGAUGGGUUUUAUGGAUCCUCCUUGGAGUGGGGGAAGGAGGAGAUUGGACAAACUGCUUGUGAUCUACAGAAAGACAUUUAUGGGUCAAGCUGUGGUUUGUUUAGCUUAUGUUCUCAGGAACAAUUCCACUAUAGGGAAUUGUGGAACAGGAACAGCGGCCUCUCGCUUGUUAGAGGUUAAUUAUUUCAUGUUGUUAUGAUGCCUGUGGAGCCUUAAUUUAAGAGUGUGAGUUCUUGUCUUGCUCCACUCUAUGCACAGAACAAAAAGGCAGCUUCUGCAUGAAGGUGAUUUCCAGCCUUGGCCUAAGGAAGAGGCAUCAUCAGCACUGGUCAGCAGUUACGCCAUGGCUUGCUAGUCAGCCUAAAGAAAAACUGAACUUUUUUGUUCCUGGGCAUAGUGCCGAAAAAGAGAUAGGAAUAGAUGUGGGAGGUAACUGGAAAACUGUAGGCUUUAAGCUUCCACUUGGAGUCCAUAUCCUUAUCCAUGGCAAGUUCUGACUGUAACUGAGGCUCUCAAGCCUUCUCAAGAAGAUGCUUGGGAACACUGUGGGCAUUUGGCGUUUCCUUGGGUAACCCACCCAGAGCUUAGAAACCUUAAUGGUUAAAAGCAUUUCCUGCUAGUAACCACUGAAAAUUGAACUUCACUGUAGCUAAAUGCCACUUCUGCUUGCUGUGAAUGUAGAAGAAGGGAAUAAAUGUUUGCCUUUUUCUUCACAUAAUUGACUAUUUUCAAUUUCUCCUUCUCUUUUUUGAGCCUAUUUUUUGAACUUUAUCAUUUUUCUUUACACUUGUGAUUUUUCUUGUGGCUGUCUUAGAGAGCCCAGAUGGCUCAUGUUCAAGUGUGGUCCUGAAAAGGCAGCCUUUAAUCUCUACUGCAUCUGAGCCAGUUGUUCCUAGUCUUGCAUUAUCCUGUUGAAAAGCUAGAGUGCAUAACUUCCUGAGUUACACUGUACCUUUUCAUAUUGCUUCUGAAGACUACUCUGAAUGCCACCCCUAUCCUUUUGUGCUGUUUGAAUGAGGAGGUAGCUUGUAAAUGUCUACAGGAGCAGUACUAUGUGGAGCAGGUGCUUGUCUUUGCAUUGAACAAGUAGGUAAUGGAGUCUGGUGUCCUGGGGUAAUGUGGUGUAGAAGGUCAAAAUGAUCCUUUGGUGUGGCCUGAGAGUUAUAGGAUGAAGCAGGAUGUGCUGGCCUUAAAUAAUACUCUUUGUGAGUUGUAUCUUAGCUGGGUUUGUCUAGUAUAGUGUGUCUUACUCCUUUUCUGAGUGCAGACAUUCAUGCCCUCUUGCAUGUGUAUCUUCCCUAUUUAAUUAUUAAGCAGGUGUUUAAUGUGUAAUAAUUUUGACAUGCUGUAGUAAUUCAAAUAUUUCUAUAGUGGAAUUGUAGUUAAAUCAGUGAAUAUUUUUCAUGUACAGUGUUUACUUUUUCAGCUACUUUAAUGGCUUCUAUUUGUUGGCUCACGCAUAAAUAUUCAAAGGCUGUAAGCGUGCAGAUCUGCAUGCGUGAAUAUUCAGCUUCUUGUACUGAUGGGAUUUUUCAUCUUAACUGCCAAAUGUAGAGUUCAGGCUUAUGGUGACUAAUUACAUGUAGAUAAUUAAGUAUACAGGUUACUUUUCUGUGUUAUUUAGGCUUACCAUACAUAACUAGUUGGGCGCUUGCAGUGAAAAUGAUCACACUGGUAACUACGUGGUGUACUUUGAACAGUACACUACUCAAUGAAGGUGGGACAUGCCUUCCUACUGUGUUAACUUGUAGGCAGCGUCCCUGAACUGUGUGAGAUGGGAGAGAAGAAACACUGCCUUGGGCACCUCUGAGAGCCCUCACAGGAGUCCCUGGACAAGGUGUGAGGCUGUGUCAAUGGAGGAGAUGUGUUGUCUAGAGAAGAAUGCAGGUGCCCUUUGCAUCUCUCUGACUGUGAGGAAGACGGGCAGGGAGCUGAGGGACCGCCUAUGCAGUGAGCAUAUAGCAUAUAGUCCUCUCCUCCCAUAACAGAAGGUGGGAACUGAAACCUGAGCAGACCUUUGCUCAGGGAGGAGAAUCAGGAGGAAGGUGCUCAGCUCCAAGGACAGACUUAGGCUUUUCCUGUAUGAAUCUGGGGAGGGUAUGGUGAAUGCCAGUGAAGCUGCCUUCCUCGUAGGCAAAAAUGCUUACUAGUACCUCAGACUGCACCAAAAAGAGGGCUUUUAGUUUGUUCCCUAGGGGUGUUACCUGUUGCUUUGUCAUUAAGACCCUUGUCAUUGGUGUUUGGUUUUUUUUGCAGGUUUCACAUAAACUGUUCACCAGACAUGCCUCUGCAUGUCCUGUACCUAAGUUGAUAAAGCAUCUAUGCACUUUAAUCUCAAGUCUAUGCCACUCUGCUAGUACAGUGUGAGCUGUGCCUUGAACCUUGGAUAUAAAGACCUACCAGCCAAAGUCUUGUUCCUGCCUUAGUAAUGUUCCAGAGGUUAAAUAACAUGCUCAUGGGAGAGAUUGAUAGCCUGUCCAGCCAAGAGCCAGAAUUCAGUGAGAAAGAAGAUGACGAGUGGAUUCUGGUUGACUUUAUAGACACUUGCACUAACUGCUCCGCGGAGGAAGCGGACAUCGCUGAAGCAUCGGACGCAGAUGGCUCACCUGCCUUCUCUUGUUUACCGUCUCCCUUGGAACACUUUCCAGAGGCCAGCGAGUCUUGCUUCAUCCAGUUUGAGUCAUGCCCCAUGGAGGAGAGCUGGUUUAUUACCCCUCCCCCAUGUUUUACUGCAGGUGGAUUGACCACUAUCAAAGUGGAAACCAGUCCAAUGGAGAACCUCCUCAUCGAGCAUCCCAGCAUGUCUGUGUACGCUGUCCACAAUACCUGUCACAGCCUUAAUGAGACUGGGUGUGGAGAUGAGGAGUUUCACAGCCCAGGUAGUCCGAGACUGGAAGCCCGAAAUGAAACGGGGCAGCGUGUUCACUGCUACGUCACAGCUCUUGCUACUCGUUCAGCUUUUCUGGAAAAAACCAAGAGCUUUCGUCCUAGCCACUGGAUAAAAGAACAUAAUGAAAGACAUUAUCUCAACAGAAAUGGUCUCCGUCGCCAAAACCUCACCAGGGAUUGCCACUCUCGGCAAAUCAAGCACAAUGGACUCUUUGUUCACCAGCCUUGCCAGCGUCAGUUCAAUUACUGAUGGCUCUUGUGGUUUUAAUCUAUGGUCUAAUUGUUUUUUAGGUUACUCUUGUUUCCGUGCAUAGGUAAGUGUGGUCAGUCUGAAGCUGAUUGUCAAUGCCUCCAACACAAUUGUAACUAGAGUUGCAUUCUUUUAAAAUGAUACCUAAAUUUCCAAACAUCUUGCAGUAAGUCCUGAACAUUGAUGUUAAAUAUCAAUGUCUUGGAAGCCUAUCACUAAGGUAGUUUGUGUGCUGUUUUAUAAACUAUGAUGUAUAGAUGGGUUCUUAGUUGAUCUUUUAAAGACACUUAACUGAGAUGGAAAUCAGUUAUAUUUUACGUUAAUCAAAGUGGAGUUAGAAAAUUUGAGGUUAGGUGUAUUCUUUAAUAACCAAAACUUGACAGCUUGUGUAUCUGUCUAUAUUCAGCAUAUAUGAUUACUUUCUAACAAAGGCAUACUAUAGCUGCCAGUGGGUAGCUAUGCUGAACUGUUACAAGAAGGACGUCUAAUGUAAAUCGCCUAGUACCUACUUGUGUUAGUGGAGUCUGUGUAGGUGUAUUGGGUACUUGAUAUGGAUAUCAGAAAGGGUUAAAUGUCCCCCCCUAAUAUUGUUGCAGUAGGCUAUGGCACUGGUGUUACAGAUGUAGUACCUCACAGUGGAGUGGAAGGAAAAGUGGGCCUAUGGGUUAAGUGCAGAUGCACAACACAGAGCUGAACUGGGUUUUACUUGGUGCAGUUUGGGUUCUUAUUCCUUUUCUCUUAUUCUUUCUGUCUUUAAAAGAUGUAUUUACCCUAUCCCAUUUCAUUUAAUCUCUAGUCUACUUAGAGGAAAAGGAUGGUGUACUGACUUCUUUUAAUCCCAUCAGUAGCUGACUGCUCUUUAAAGAAGUCAGGCUGAUGGAUAGCUAUUUCUGAGCUGCUAAUUGCUGUUAAAUUGUCUGAGUAGCUCAAAAGCAGCUAGAAGGAAGGUCUUAUUAGUUCAAAUUUUCUCCCUUCUCUUUCUCUCUAGAAAUUAAGUCCAAGUUAAUUGUGACUGGAAAUGAAGGGCAGUGUGUGGCAGGGAUAAGAGGAUGCUGAAAAACAGUCUUACAGAACUAAACACAGAGAUGACAGGGUGUAUAAAAAUGGAGAUAGAUUGGCAGUGUUAUUCCCUUAGCCCAUUGGGGCAGAAGAGCUGGAUAGCAAUUCCAUGGGCAACAGGAAAGAAAAGCCAUUCAAAACUAACAAGUAAUUUUCUUAAGAACGCUGUACAAUGUUUUGGAAGUUGGCAGGCACUUGAAAACCCAGAACACAAAGUUCACCUGUUCAGUACACCCUGUUUCUUAACAGCAGCCAUGUGGCAUGCUGAGCCCUGAUAGAUCAAUCUGGGAAGUAAACUAAAUGCCUAUGGAGGUGAGGAAGCAGAAAUCUGCACUGAAGAAAGAGGGGAAAUACCAGUAGGUUUAUCCCCCUUUCUGUCAGUACUUAAUGUGACUUACUGGUUUUAACUUGUGUUUAGUGCCUAGGGCAUUAAAGUGUUAACAUUACAUUCAACAAUGUCUUCCAGUAGUCCUUAUACAAAAGCUAGUAUAAGGAGUCAUGUGAGGAGUCCUUAAAAUUAGAUCAGUAAUGUGAAUUUUUCUAGACCUAUGAAGUAUUUUAAAUUCAGCCAAAUGCUUCAAAUUCAUUGAAGCCAAACUCUAACAACUUGGAUUGACCUUGAUGUAACGGUACUGUUGCACAUUCUGCAGCUGGAAUUGUUGUGGAACAUGCUUAGUAUACAGGAAAUAGCACUUAUAACCUUUGUUUCACUGCAGAUGUGCUGCUUCACUGGGGUUAGUUAAGAUUGUUGCAAGGGGAUGCUCACAGAUAGUUAAGUGUGUAAAAGCAAUAGGUGCUUUCCUGGAUACACUAGUCUCCUUUAUUUUAUUUUUUUCCUAAAAUACAUUAAAUUCACACACACAGUGAAAGAAAACAGAAUUGGUCACAUCGUAAGUUUCAAAAAUAGGGAUUUUUUGUUAGUGUUUUCAGCAGUAUGUGUCUGUGUCCAUACAGCAAUUCUUUUGUGGUCCAAACAUUCUGGUUUGCAAAUAGCUGUGGUUUCACCAGUCUCUCAUCUGUUCAUGAAUACUCUUACUUGCCUCAGAUUGUCUGCUUUUAUCACUCCAGCUUUUUGCCCAGUUUAAACUUCCUUCUCACUGCCAACUUCCUAGCUCAGGAAAAUUCCUCUCUUUCCUGUAUUUUUGUUUUUCUUUGUAUAAAAGUAACUACUUUCCUUCAGCUUUAAUUUUCUUAAAGUGAAAUGAAGGAAGAUGGAGUGUCCACCUCCCAGUGUUAGAAGGAGUUAAGUAAUCUUUUAACUCUUGACAGGGAGAUGGGAGUUGAGAGUAUAAGGCUCCCAGGCAUUACAGUGAGAGCCUUGGACUGUUCUUCUCAGUAGGCAAGUAAAUGCAACUUUAGACUGCUCCUAGAAUUGGGAGAUACUGAUCUUUUUAUACUACAUUACUAGAUGACUUUCUGGUGAUGAAAACCUAUAUCUUUCAGGAUAUAAACUAUUUUGUUGCACAAAGCUGUGCUUCUCAAUUUGUAAUAUUAGACACCAUAUUAUUGUGUGAGAUAGUACUGCAUCAAUGGCUUUUUGUUAAUGUGGUUUACGUAUUUAUGUCGGUCUAGCCCCAUUUUGUGCCUGGAGCUAUUGGGCAAAUAGAUUUGUUUUGUUUUUCUGUUUUAAUAGCAAGCUGUGUGGCUUCUUAUGGUUUUUUGACUUGUAUUAAAGUGUGUGUUCUUGUAAAAAGCAGAGGCCUUGCACUGUCUUAUAUUGAUUUGAUAUUCAUGAAUCUUGCUGAAACUGUAUUUUCGUAUGUAUUGGUCAAUAGACAGAUUUGCAUUUUAAACUGUGCCUUCUACACAGCAAACUUGAAGAUUCAAAAGGGACAUUUCAGUUAGGAUUAAUACUGUACAUCAGUCUAUGCACAUAUGGCAGCUUCUCUCCAGAGCCACUUCUCUAUUUGUAGCAGUCCUUUUGAUAUGGAAGAAUGUCUGGCUCUUAUUUUUAAUAGUUAUAACACAAGCUGAAAAACAACAAGAUACAGCACUUUGCCAAAAAGUAGCAUUGCUUAACCAGUGUGUAUUUACUAAAGUGAUCUUCUGUAUUUUGUUUUCAUAGUGCAUUCUGCACAUUGUGGGAAACGUGAUCUUAACUCUCAAUAAAAAAUGGCCUAUUAAAAA